Molecule: messenger RNA, 4164 nt
Organism: Hibiscus syriacus
Lineage: Eukaryota; Viridiplantae; Streptophyta; Magnoliopsida; Malvales; Malvaceae
Product: disease resistance protein At4g27190-like
Exons: 3
Coding region: 206-3862 (1218 amino acids)
Molecular function (GO): protein binding; ADP binding
Source: RefSeq, a predicted model, not a curated record
AAAAGUUAAAACUUUAAGCCCUUCAGUUGGCUCUUGUUUUGAACAGCUUUGCUGAUUGCUGCGGCCGGCGGUUGUUUCCGGGUUGAGGCUGAUAUUUUACGAUUCCUUUUCCGGCCAAGAACUCGUGGAUGGAAAUCUGAUUUAUUUGAAGCUUUUCAUGUUCAGUAAUUCAAGGGAGAUAAUUUGAGUGCAUCAGUCGGUUGGGAUGGAUUCUAGGCAGGAUAGCCGUUUUUCAAAUAUGGUUUCCUGGUGUAAGAAAAUUGCGGGUGUAAAACGCGAGAAAAGGAUUCAUCCAUCACUUAUACCGAAGACUGAAUAUCUGUUUGAUCUACGAGAUUCCGUGAAGGAAGAAAUGAUCAAAGAAUUAAUGGUUGGGACAAGACGAACUAGAGAAUGUCGAGAAUGGUUGAUCGAGGUGAGAGAGUUUGAAAUUAGUGCAAAUGAACUACUGAAGUUUCAUGGGAAGACUUCAGAUAACUUGAGGUCGUCGAGGAAACAGCCACGUGCUGAUUUGAUGAAUAUGCUUGAUGACAUCACCCAUCUCUUGGAGAGUUCUCCAUUGCAAGGAGCAACUAGAACAAUGAGUUGUUCGAUGACUGAAGUCAAGAGUUUUGGUCUUCCCAGAAGAAAUGCAAAUGCUUUCUUGAGGAUCAAAACCGGAGAUCCAGAUGAGGCGUACAUAGAAGCUGGAAGAUCUCAUGCUAUGGCAAAGGAAGUUGAAAAGGGGAAAGCCUUAAUGGCAUCAUCAUCGAAUAAACCUGACAAGCAUCAGCCAUUUGUAUCUGUGGAAACUCCGGUGACCAAAAGAGACCAAGGAGGAGCACUGGAAGAAUUUUUAAGCUCUGCAUUGCCAACAGAUGGUGUAGAACCCAUAACUAACCAUGAGGUGGUAUCAUCUUCACGAAGCGGCAUCAUAACAGCUCCUGGAUCUGAGAUUGAGCUUAUUUCUUUCGUGGAGGAAGAAAAAGAAAUGAAACCAUAUCUAUCACCUGGAAUUUCCAAUACCAUGUUUAAUGAGAUCGAAGAGAUUUCAUCCAGUCAUGAAACAGAAUCUGAUGCUAGUUUACCAGCAGCAAGUCAUAUUCCCAAAUCACUAAUAAAUGAUCAGCAAUCAGUUGAACCUACGAUUGAAGCGAGAGCAUUCACCUCUCACCAAAGCAAUCUAUCCUCGGUAGAUGCAUUUUCAGUAGAAUCUCAUGUACAAGAGGAAAUCCUACUUACUGAUGAAGUGGAGAGUGAGGAUCCUAAUCAAACUGAUGCCAAGACAAAUGUUGAGCGCACUGUGUUGAAGAUAUUGGAACUUUUGAGCAAUGAUACAGUCAGAAGAAUUGGCAUUUAUGGCAGUGGAGGGAUUGGCAAGACUACUGUGUUGAAAGCCUUUAUCGACCAUCCCCAGACAAAAGGCAUGUUUAAUUUGAUCAUUUGGUUGACUGUAUCAAAAUACUGGAGUAUAAGGAAGAUGCAGAAAGAAGUUUUAAAGCAAUUAUCAACAGAUUUCAAGGCUGAAUCUGAAAAUAGAGAAGAAUUAUUCCAAUAUUUGGAAGGCAGGAAGUUUUUGCUUCUUUUGGAUGAUGUCUGGGAGAAGAUAGAUUUAGAAGCAGUUGGCAUACCUGAUCCUAGCUUGGCAAAUGGCAGUGCGAUGAUACUGGCAACUAGAAAGUUGGAGGUUUGUGAUGACAUGCAUUUCAUUAAUUUUAUUGAAGUUGGAACGCUCUCUAAUGAAGAAGCAUUGGAGCUGUUUUGUGAACAAGUCGGUGGCAUUGUCAACGCCCCAGGUAUCCUUUCCUGUGCUCGAGGUAUUGUUGAGAGGUGUGGAGGUCUGCCUCUGCUGAUUAUUGUCACUGGAAGAGCUCUGUCGGGGGAAGAAGAUGUCUUUGCAUGGGAGCAAUUGCUGGAGCAAUUUUCAGUGCCUUCUAUAUACCCGAGAAACCGCAAUGACAUAAUCCAAUUGUUAAAAUUCAGUUUUGACCAAUUGAAGGUUCAUGACAUACAAAGUUGUUUCCUUCAUUGUGCUUUAUUUCCUGAAGAACAAGAGGUUAACAUUUCAGAAUUUGUGAAGUAUUCCAUCGAAGAAGGACUGAUUGGUGGAAAUAUGGCUGAUGCAUAUAAGAGGGGGCAUGAAAUAGUUACUGCUCUUGCACAUGCCUUUUUGUUAGAAAUUACUCCCAAUUAUUCCAUCAAAAUGCAUGAUAUGAUGAGAGACCUAGCACUGGCCAUCUUGUCACAGGAAAAUGGUAGUCAAUUUCUGUUGAGAGCUUACUCAAAACCAGCGAACCGAGAAAGUCAUUCACUGCUUGGACCACAAGAAAGGCCCGAGAGCAAUAGAUUGUAUAUUCCUGAUGGUCAUCAAUUCAUAUUGAAAGCUGGCUCAGGUCUGACCCAACCGCCUUCACUAGAGGAAUGGGAAAAUUCUAAUAUGAUAUUUUUGAUGGACAAUAAGUUGUCCUCUUUACCUGAGAGACCAAGUUGCCAUGGACUCUCGACAUUGUUUCUCCAAAGAAACUUCAAGCUCAGAGUGAUACCCAUGCUCUUUUUCGACUGCAUGUCUUGUUUGAAAGUGCUGAACUUAUCAAAUACCAGAAUAAAGUGCCUGCCAAAAACAAUUUAUAAACUUGUAAGCCUGGAAACUCUAGUUCUUCGUAAUUGUGAACGCCUUGUUAUGCUUCCUGCUGACAUUGGAUCCCUCAAACUUCUUCAAGUACUUGAUCUUAGAGGCACUGAGAUCAACAAAUUACCUGAUGAGAUUAGUGAACUAUCCUCUUUGGCAUACUUUGAUGUAUGCUUCUAUGGAUCUAUCAACCGGAGUGAGCAGGUUAAAUUGCCUCAAGGCUUGAUUUCUAAUGGGAUAAUAUCUAGGCUUCAUGCAUUGCAAUCACUGGGGAUCAAGGUGUGCCCGGGAGAUGAGCGGUGGGACAAAUGUGUCAAAUCCAUAAUUUCCGAGGUAAGUGAAUUGACGGGGUUAACUUCUCUGUCCUUUUAUUUCCCAGAAGUAGAGCUUCUUGAACUGUUCCUCCAAAAAAGUGCAGCAUGGAUUGAUCAAUGCUUAACCAAGUAUAAUUUUGUGGUUGGACAUGAUAUCAAGCGUAUUGUCUCUCGAGUCCCACAAUAUGUGGAGCUUGAUUAUGAUCGAACAAGCCAAUGCUUGAGAUUUGUUAAUAGUGAGACGAUACCUGAUGCAAUUGUCAAAGUACUAGCCUGUUGCUCUGCUUUUUAUUUAGAUCAUCACCUGGACAUAACCAGUAUAUCACAAUUCGGGAUUGGCAACAUGAAUAAGUUGAAAUACUGCAUAGUAAGUGAAUGUCCUGCAGUUAAAGCCAUUGCGGAUGAUGAGGAAUUCACUGAGGUCGUAUUUCCAUGCCUAGAGCACCUGAAUCUUCACUAUUUGUGGAAUUUGGAGUACAUCUGCAAGGGCAUUGUUCCUGAAGGAAGCUUCGCUAUGUUACGGAUUUUGUAUGUGCAUGCAUGUCCAAAAUUGAAAUACGUAUUGAAAAGCUCCAUGCUUCGAUUCUUCUCUAACUUGGAGGAGUUGAUAGUUGAUGAUUGCACAGCAAUUGAGAAGAUAAUAUUCCACGAUACGACUGCUGAAUUGAGUCGCAUUUCAGAUUUCACUUUCAAAAGCUUAACUCUCCACUACCUUCCUGCAUUAGAAAACAUUGGGGAAGGUGUGUUGCCCUUGUUCGAAUAUAUCAGUGUAUGCAACUGCCGUAAUUUCAAGAAAAUCGAUAUAGAUUCCAAGUCAAAACACACUCUGAAGGGGAUUAAAGGAGAGAAGGAUUGGUGGGAUUCAUUAGAAUGGAAGGAACCUUCUCUAAGCAUGGAUUUCAAGGACUUGUUUACUCUAGUCUCUGAGGAUGACAUGUAAGGAGAUGGAAUCAAUGACGCUGUCUUCAUUGCUCAAGUUGAGACCUUUAAAGUUCAUUAGCAGUCAUAAUGUUAUCAAGACAGCUUACUGACAAUAAAAAUCGAGGCUGAAGAGGUAUGCCUAUUUGUCCUUGUCCUAUUCCAGGAUUAUGAAGCCAUUAUAUUAAAGCAUGCCUACAUUGUAGCUGAAUAUCACUUGGCACCCAGUACCUAUGUUAUUCCGACUCUUCAUUCUUCCAAAAAUAUCCUAUGUCCGAAACAUUUUUGUUUCUUUACAAUGAAGUAAGGGAAAGUUAAUAUGUG